GUUACGUUUUUAUCUGGAUGUUUUUCUUUUGCGUGCCAAAAAUCUCUCCGCGUGUAGUUUAGGGUUCAGUUCGUGCUUUUACUUUACCCUCUAAAUACAACGCAAAAGGGCCACGUGGACAUGAAGACAUUCCAGGUCCUGUAUGGGCUCCUGCUGACGGCCGCAGCAGCUGACGGUCAGUCGUUCCACCCUGGCCGAUGCCCCCGACCAUCAGUGCAGGAGGACUUCAACGUUACAAAGUACAUGGGCACCUGGUAUGAGAUCGAGAAGCUCCCGGCUGUGUUUGAGAGAGGAAAGUGUAACCAAGCCACGUACAGCCCUCUGGCUGACGGGACGGUCAAGGUUCACAAUGCAGAGCUACUGUCUAAUGGGAAGAUAAAUUCAAUCGAGGGUGUUGCCAAAGUUAGAAACGCAUCUCAACCUGCUAUCCUGGAUGUCAGCUUCUUUAAAGGUGUUCCAGAUGCUCCCUACUGGGUCCUCUCCACAGACUACCACUCGUACUCUCUGGUCUACUCUUGCUCUAACUACUUCGGCCUUUUCCACGUCGACUUCGCCUGGAUCCUGGCUCGCACCCGGGUGUUAACCGAAGAGGUCAUCAGCGAGUUACAUGAUCAGCUGGCGGCUGCUGGCGUAAACUUGAGCCGCCUCACAGUCAGCGAUCAGACUGGGUGUGAUGUCAUGACCUGAGGCGCCAUCAGCAAAAUGGGGGAGGAAAAAAAAAGGGGGAAACAAACCGAAGCUGAAUACUUUGAACUGUGGUGGAAACUCCAAGUACUUUUUGUUGAUGUCGUACGUUCAGCUGUUUCUACGCAGUCAGCAGAAUUACACAAGACAGCAGUAAUGUGGUUUCACAUCUUACCGUUUUAAGAUUGAGCAUUAAAGAUUCAUGAAUGUGGCCAUAUGACCGCUUUGUCAGUGCUUUAUCAAUUAUCAGUUUCUAUUUCAUAAUUGCAACAUUUCUAUCUCAUAAUUAUGACUAUUUACCUCAUAAUUUUUACUUUCUAUCUCAUUUCAACUUUCUAGUUCUUAACUUUGACUUUUAAUCUCAUAAUUUCUAUUUUUGAUCUCAUAAUUCUGACUUUUUUUCUCACAUUUUUUGUAAUUAUGACUUCUUAGCUGAUAAAUUCAAAUUUCUAUUUCAUAAUUAGGAGGUUUUAUCG
Messenger RNA from Acanthopagrus latus (yellowfin seabream), 1160 nucleotides. RefSeq names its product apolipoprotein D-like. Gene Ontology annotation, biological process: lipid transport; brain development; tissue regeneration. The record is from RefSeq and is a predicted model, not a curated record. The transcript is spliced from 5 exons. Gene Ontology annotation, molecular function: lipid binding. Bases 121 to 687 code for a protein of 188 amino acids. NCBI's taxonomy places the organism in Eukaryota, Metazoa, Chordata, Actinopteri, Spariformes, Sparidae.